This is a messenger RNA of Brachypodium distachyon (stiff brome), 1214 nucleotides long. RefSeq lists its product as uncharacterized. The record is from RefSeq and is a predicted model, not a curated record. Bases 97 to 549 code for a protein of 150 amino acids. The transcript has 4 exons. NCBI's taxonomy places the organism in Eukaryota, Viridiplantae, Streptophyta, Magnoliopsida, Poales, Poaceae.
CGAGACCCGCCGCUUCCCUUCCUUCCUUCCAAAGUACGAGUAAUCUCACCAUCUCCCUUCUCCUCUACUAAUCCGGCGCGAGCGAGCGAGCGGGCGAUGGAGGAGAGGAGGGAGAGCACCAAGCGGAUGCGCGCCGCCGCCGGCACGCAGAGGAACGAGGAGGACGCGGCGAGCCAGGUGAGCGCCGGAGUGGUAGCGGCGGCGCCGUCAUCCAUGAUCGCAGCAGCAACAGAGACUGACGGCGAGGGUACGAGCAUCGUGGCCGAACCGGAGGCGGUGGGGUCGGCGGAGACGGAGGAGCACAUCCAGCGCAUCCUCCUCGCCAUCGACAGCUUCACCCGCAAGGUGUCGGAGAUGCUGGAGUCCGGGCGCGCCAUGUUCAAGGACCUCGCUGCCGACUUCGAGGACCGCCUCUGCACGAUCCACAGGGAGAGGGUGGAGAGGUGGGAGGAGGAGAUCCGGGAGCUGCGCGCCCGCGACGCCGCCAACGAGCAGACCCGCGCCGUCAUCCACAACGCCCAGCUCCAGCUCUUCCACGUCCGCGACUAGCACUAGCUGCCGAGCUACUUCCCUUCCCUCUCUGUCUCUCAUCUCACCGGCUUCGAUCAGCUGCUCUGUUCCUCGACAUCUUUCAGGCCAAAGACAUCCGACGACCCACCCGUCUCCAUGUAGCAGCAGCAACUCCCUGUUUCUGGUUCAGAUGUAGCAGCAGCAGUAUGUCAUUCUGAACUUAUCGGCACCGCGACUUGACAAAUCCAUGUUUGCCGCACUACCGAAUCUGAUCGCCAAUGCCUGGAAUUUCUGAUUCUGCACAUUAGACCGCCCAAACAAACGUCUGAAGAAUUAGUCCGAUGUUGUUUCUCUGCGAUGCGCUGUUUGUGGAUGCCGGGUUCUAGCUUGGGGCGACGUAGGCCGAGAAGCCAGUGGUCUGAUAUUUGUCAUUAGUCCGAUGUUGUUUUCUAUAACCUGUCUAAUGGGAGCAUGUAUUCAGUGAAACUGGCUGCUUUAGCAGCAUUUGUUAGGUAACACGGCCAAUGAAACGAUUAUCAGUAGCUUCUGAAGAAAUCCUUAAGCUAAACGACUUGGCGUACAUAAGACAUUACUGACACUAAAUAUAUAUAUAUACUGCAUACCCAUCUCCAUAAACAGCACAGGUCUGUUACUGUGACUGCGAGAGUAGAGUAACCAGUCGAGAGAGAAGCUACUUAUCGUUU